Messenger RNA from Mesorhabditis spiculigera, 336 nucleotides. NCBI's taxonomy places the organism in Eukaryota, Metazoa, Nematoda, Chromadorea, Rhabditida, Rhabditidae. The record is from the annotation of a GenBank genome assembly.
AUGACGUUUUCGUUCUCGUUUUCUUUCCAAGUCCUUAAUGCCAGCUAUGAAGCUGGGCACCAGCGGGUUCCGGGCGACGAGACGUACCUGCUCGAGCUGAAGGAAUACGAUGUUUGGCCUUUAGAAAACGACAACUUUGAUCAUUGCACCGGGCAUAUGUACGAAGAAAAGCUUUGCGGUGUUACCGGGACCGACAAGUGGGAAAAUGCGUGGAAUAACUUCUACUUGAAAUUCCACGUCAAUGCUGCGUACACCAAGGGGGAUGACCGUCACCGUUGCAUGACGUUCGGCACGCAGGACGCCUUGACCUCAAUCCAUAGAGGUAAUCGCGGGAAG